AUGGCUAUCAUCCACGCGAAGGACGUGAAGGACGUGACGGGCAUGAUGCUCGCCCCAGCUUUAACGCUAGUGACCCCCAUGAGCGAUCGACCGAGCAGCAGUGGCGUCGAUAGCAGGGUCGCUCGUUCGGUGAAAGCUCUUCCCGUGACCGAGAUCGAGAGCCGCGUGCGGCGCAGGUCGAGCACGAUAAGGACGAGCGUAGUCCGAUUGCUGGUUUCACGCUAG
Linum trigynum is the source of this 225-nucleotide messenger RNA. The record is from the annotation of a GenBank genome assembly. NCBI's taxonomy places the organism in Eukaryota, Viridiplantae, Streptophyta, Magnoliopsida, Malpighiales, Linaceae.